Messenger RNA from Talaromyces stipitatus ATCC 10500, 381 nucleotides. RefSeq lists its product as uncharacterized. The coding region runs from base 1 to 381 and encodes 126 amino acids. The transcript has 2 exons. The record is from RefSeq and is a predicted model, not a curated record. NCBI's taxonomy places the organism in Eukaryota, Fungi, Ascomycota, Eurotiomycetes, Eurotiales, Trichocomaceae.
AUGAACAAUAGCCGGUAUAAUCUACGCUCUUCGGCGCAACAGCCCGUUGCGCCUUCAUUUUAUCCGUCUUCGACGACUGGAGGACUCUCGUCCUCGUCGCUACUAUCAACACAACCCUCAUUUCAAGCCCAACAACAACAACCGAGUCAAUAUAUCGAACAACAAAAACAACCCUUCAUGACCGAAACAACACAACCCCAACUUCCUACGGCCGACAUGAUACCGACGCAUUAUCAGCAAGGUCAAGGACAGGGACAGAUAAACCUAGGAGGUCCAGCGGCGACAGCGCCGUUUCUGCAGGAUUUCACACUCGUCGCAGAGGCUGUUAAGAGGGUACAAAUGGAUGCUGUCAUGACGGAGAUGGAGAGUAUUACUCUUUGA